Molecule: messenger RNA, 2625 nt
Organism: Boeremia exigua
Lineage: Eukaryota; Fungi; Ascomycota; Dothideomycetes; Pleosporales; Didymellaceae
Product: glycoside hydrolase superfamily
Exons: 6
Coding region: 372-2462 (696 amino acids)
Biological process (GO): glycogen biosynthetic process
Cellular component (GO): cytoplasm
Molecular function (GO): cation binding; 1,4-alpha-glucan branching enzyme activity; hydrolase activity, hydrolyzing O-glycosyl compounds
Source: RefSeq, a predicted model, not a curated record
CACACAGUCGCAGCCUCGCGAGCAGAGCCAGUCAGCCAGGCCGGGCGUGUGUGUCGCAGCCUCAGCGAAAAGACCCUCCCAACGAAUUGCGGCGUGAAUCCUUCCGACCCCUGCCAUACGCGCUGUUGAGGUGCGCUACGGCCAGCCCAGUCCUGAAGGGUCUCGGAGCUAUGACGUUGGAUCGCUGGCUGCGAAGGCCUCGUUGAGCCAAACACCUGUGCGAAGACCCCGCAAAUGUCCACUUGCUUGCCGUCUAUCUGAUUGCGAGCUCGUGCAGUGUUUGCAGUAGAAAACCGUGCACUUGCCCCAUUCCUCUGCAACCACCGCUGCUCACAGCAAUCCUUCCCCCGCUGCACGUUCACUCCACCACCAUGGAGCUCGUCAACGCCUCAGCAAACUCAGUCACCGACGCCCCCGCACAGGGGGCCAACGACGGCACUGGCAUCGUCCAGCUUGACCCUUAUCUGGAGCCUUUCACCGGCGCGCUGAAGAGCCGCUACGCCAAAGCCCAGCAGUGGAUCAAGACCAUCAACGACACCGAAGGCGGUCUGGAGAAGUUUUCAAGGGGCUACGAGCGCUUUGGCUUCCAGGUCCAGCCCAAUGGCGACGUUGUGUACCGCGAGUGGGCGCCGAGCGCCCUACGAGCAUACCUCAUUGGCGAUUUCAACGACUGGAACCGUGAUGCAACGCCCAUGAGUAAGAACGAGUACGGCGUCUUCGAAGUAACCGUGCCUGGCAAGGACGGCAAGCCCACUAUCCCCCACGACUCCAAGAUCAAGAUUUCUCUAGUUGUCCCCAACGACCAUGCCCGCCAGGAGCGUCUCCCUGCCUGGAUCACCCGAGUGACCCAAGACCUCAACGUAUCCCCCGUCUACGAUGCGCGCUUCUGGAACCCUCCCCAAAAGUACCAGUUCAAGAACAAGAAACCUAAGAAGCCCGAGAGCGCACGUAUCUAUGAAGCACACGUCGGUAUUUCUUCGCCUGAGCGCAAGGUAGCUACAUACAAGGAGUUCACUCAGAACAUCCUUCCCAGGAUCAAGCACCUGGGAUACAACACCAUUCAAUUGAUGGCUGUCAUGGAGCACGCAUACUAUGCUAGUUUCGGCUACCAGAUCAACAGCUUCUUCGCUGCAAGCAGUCGCUAUGGUUUCCCAGAUGACCUGAAGGAGCUCAUCGAUACUGCCCACGGCAUGGGUAUCACAGUUCUCCUUGAUGUUGUGCACAGCCACGCCUCGAAGAAUGUUCUGGACGGACUGAACAUGUUCGAUGGCAGUGAUCACCAGUAUUUCCACGAGGGCGCCAAGGGACGACACGAACUGUGGGACAGCAGGCUGUUCAACUAUGGUCACCAUGAAGUCCUCCGUUUCCUGCUCAGUAACCUGCGAUUCUGGAUGGAGGAGUACCAGUUCGACGGUUUCCGAUUCGAUGGUGUCACAAGCAUGAUCUACACCCACCACGGUAUUGGCACAGGUUUCUCUGGCGGCUAUCACGAGUACUUUGGCCCUGGUGUUGACGAGGAAGGCGUCGUCUAUCUGAUGGUUGCCAACGAGUUGCUGCACCAGCUGUACCCCAGCUGUAUCACCAUCGCAGAAGAUGUGUCCGGUAUGCCCGGUCUUUGCGUAUCGCUGUCUCUGGGCGGAAUAGGAUUCGACUACAGGCUUGCGAUGGCUGUUCCGGAUCUGUACAUCAAGUGGCUGAAGGAGAAGCAAGACAUCGACUGGGACAUGGGCGCCCUCGUCUUCACAUUGACAAACAGACGGCACGGCGAGAAGACGAUCGCUUAUGCCGAGUCCCACGACCAAGCGCUCGUUGGAGACAAGACACUACUCUUCUGGUUGUGUGACGCAGAGAUGUACACCAACAUGUCUGUCUUGUCAGACUUGACAUCUGUUAUUGACAGAGGUCUUUCCCUGCACAAGAUGAUCAGGCUGAUCACACAUGGCUUGGGCGGUGAGGGUUACCUGAACUUUGAGGGUAACGAGUUCGGUCACCCAGAAUGGCUGGACUUCCCUCGCGAAGGCAACGGCAACAGCUUCGACUACGCUCGCAGGCAGUUCAACCUUGUCGACGAUGAGUUGCUUCGCUAUAGGUUCCUGAACGAGUUCGACAGCAAGAUGCAGUGGACAGAGGAGAAGUACGGCUGGCUACACGCGCCUCAAGCGUACGUUAGCUUGAAGCACGAGGGCGACAAGGUCAUCGUAUUCGAGCGGGCUGGUCUGCUGUGGAUUUUCAACUUCCACCCCUCUAACAGCUUCACUGAUUACCGUGUUGGUGUUGAGCAGGAAGGUACCUACAGGAUCGUGCUCAGCUCUGACAGCAAGUCCUUUGGUGGUCACGGCAACGUUGCCGAGGACACGCGAUUUUUCACAACACCCUUUGCGUGGAACGACAGGAAGAACUUCCUGCAGGUCUACAUCCCAACGAGGACCGCCAUCGUUCUUGCUCUAGAGUCAAGUCUAUAGCAGUCAUGAAAGAGGGAUGAGCAAAUUAAGAGGAUCUGUGAUCUUCAACAGCAGUCAUUUAGCACUCAAGCGUCAUGUAAUCAUACCACCGAGGAAAGCAAACUAUAAUUUAGACGACAAAGCCAUCUGCAACAUCCAAUGUUCUGUGCCUUGCCUAUUGCAA